GAUGAUUGGGGCCUGGAUUUGCCACGUGGACAAACAGGUGACUUGCACGUGCUGGGUGCACGGGCACCGCCACGGCCCGGGCUUCUCCGAUUUGUGCAUCUCUCGGACACCAUUCCAGUGCUCCCAAACUCGGGAAAUCGGAGCUGACUGGGCCGCCGGGACUGGUAACUCAGCCCCUGACGGCAGGACGACGACAACGAUGAUGACAAGGCCUCUCAAGUCUUCCACCAAGCGACCCGCCCUCCUCCACCUCGUCUGCGCCGCCGCCGUUUUCUCCCUCAUCGUUUUCGCCAUUCAGUCCUACCUUUUCACUGGCACCAGGAAACUCGAUCUGAGCAGAAAAGAAGAAGUCCGGAUCUUGUCUGAUUUUCAGUCCAGUGUCCAGCAAUGCGUGGCAAACCGAGGGCUUGGACUUACAGCACAUAUAAUUGACCACUGUAAAUUGAUUCUUAAGUUUCCUGAAGGCACUAACAGCACUUGGUACAAUGAACAAUUUAAAAUCUAUGAACCCUUGGAGUACCAUUACGAUGUUUGUGAGGCAAUUCUGUUGUGGGAACAGUACCGUAAUAUGACUACAGUGUUGACAAGAGAAUACCUAGAUGUGCGGCCUGAUGGGUGGUUAGACUAUGCAGCAAAACGGGUAGCACAGUUAGGUGCGGACAAAUGCUACAAUCACUCUCUUUGUGAGGAGCACCUUAACUUAAUUUUGCCAGCAAAGCCGCCCUUUCACCCACGACAGUUUGAGAGAUGUGCAGUUGUUGGAAAUUCAGGAGAUCUCUUAAAGACAGAGUUUGGAGAAGAAAUUGACAGUCAUGAUGCUGUGAUACGAGAUAAUGAGGCCCCUGUUAAUAAGAAAUUUGCCAAGUAUGUUGGUUUGAAGAGGGAUUUUCGCUUAGUAGUGAGAGGUGCUGCUCGUAACAUGGUUAAAAUUCUCAAUGGAUCCGCUGAUGAAGUCCUUGUUAUCAAAAGUGUGACCCACAGGGACUUCAACGCAAUGAUAAAGAGUAUUCCAAAUCCAGUUUAUCUAUUCCAGGGUAUUGUGUUACGUAGAGGGGCCAAGGGAACUGGAAUGAAAUCUAUAGAACUGGCACUUUCCAUGUGUGACAUUGUUGACAUAUAUGGUUUCACAGUUGAUCCAGGCUAUACAGAAUGGACCCGAUACUUCUCUACACCAAGGAAAGGGCACAAUCCACUUCAAGGGCGGGCUUAUUACCAACUUCUAGAAUGUCUUGGUGUCAUUAGAAUUCAUUCUCCCAUGAGAUCAAAGAGGAAGCAAGAUUGGUCUGAUGUUCCAAGCCGAGAAAUGAUAGGCAGUGCUCAUGCAGCUGCUUUGCGCUUGAAGAGGAGUCAAACUGGCCAAGCUGGUGGGUUGGGACAAUUUGGUAGCUGUAAGGUGUGGGGCACUGCGAGUCCAGAUGAGAGUAUGCCCAUCUCUGGAUCUCCAGACAUGUCUACUGUCAGAAAGUCUUCAAAUUACAGUAAAUGGGAAGUCAUGCCAUUCGAGAGUCUCAGAAAGGAGGCACAGGAUCACUACGGACAGAUGCAAAGUGUCACACUAUACAAAAUGGAUGGCAAUAAGUUGGAUGAUCUGGUUUGUGUGAGGCAUUCCUCAAGAUCUGAUGCAUAAUCAAACCGCAACGGGGCCUCUCAUAUUCAGACGGAAUGACUGGUUGAUGGCAAGCCCUAAUUAAUUCGCCUCACAUCUUGAAGAAUUUAUCAUACGGCUUCUUUGAUGGAGACCCUGCGAAUUAGUACUACCAUUCCCUUCACCUUGCUGGAUCAAAACAAAACAUGAUCCGGUCAAAAUGUACAACCCAUAGGGCAGUGAGAUCAUAGGAUCUAGCCAACAUGUCAAGGAGAUCAGAGAUUGCCCGACCUCAGCAUUUCAUGCCCUUGUGUUGAAAUUGUUCUUCUGCCUGAGUGUUGAAGAUUUUUGGGAACAUUACUUCUUGUUUAAAUAGCAUGCACUUCUCUUUUUUAAGGCUUAGAUUGUGCUAGUUUUAUGUUUCUGUUCUGUCUUAAUUCUUUUCAGUUUGCUACAUGAGGAUGUUGCCACAUUCAACUUCGUUCUUACCAUGCAAAACAUGUGUUCUUGACCGGAUAAUCUGUAGAUGCCCCAGUCCUAGAGAGUUCAUGUUUUAAGUUGAUUGAGCAACUGAUCUGCCA
Molecule: messenger RNA, 2166 nt
Organism: Diospyros lotus (date-plum)
Lineage: Eukaryota; Viridiplantae; Streptophyta; Magnoliopsida; Ericales; Ebenaceae
Product: sialyltransferase-like protein 1
Exons: 11
Coding region: 2-1627 (541 amino acids)
Biological process (GO): pollen tube growth; pollen germination
Molecular function (GO): sialyltransferase activity
Source: RefSeq, a predicted model, not a curated record